Messenger RNA from Castor canadensis (American beaver), 1652 nucleotides. NCBI's taxonomy places the organism in Eukaryota, Metazoa, Chordata, Mammalia, Rodentia, Castoridae. The record is from RefSeq and is a predicted model, not a curated record.
UGUAAUACUGGAGCCAAUGCAGGAACUGAUGUCUAGACACAAAACCUACAAUCUCAGUCCCCGAGACUGCCUGAAGACCUGCUUGUUCCAGAAGUGGCAGCGGAUGGUGGCACCGCCAGCAGAACCCACAAGGCAACCGACAACCAAACGGAGAAAAAGAAAAAAUUCCACCAGCAGCACUUCCAACAGCAGUGCGGGGAACGCCACCAGCAGCACCAGCAGCAAGAAGAAGACCCCAGCCGCAAACCUGAGCCUGUCCAGUCAGGUACCUGAUGUGAUGGUGGUAGGAGAGCCAACUCUGAUGGGAGGUGAGUUUGGGGACGAGGACGAAAGGCUAAUCACUAGAUUAGAAAACACGCAAUAUGAUGCUGCCAACGGCAUGGACGACGAGGAGGACUUCAACAAUUCACCCGCCCUGGGGAACAACAGCCCAUGGAACAGUAAACCUCCCGCCACGCAAGAAACCAAAUCAGAAAACCCCCCACCCCAGGCCUCCCAAUAAGAUGCUCCAACCGGCACCAGAUCCACUGUGGAUAAGCCUGUGGGGUAGAAUUCCAAUUGCAGAUCUUUACUUCAGGAGAGGAAAGAGGAGGAGUUAAAACUUUUCACGCAAAGAUCUGUUUCUGAACCACAAUGAUCUGAUUUUUCUGUCUUGCAUUUUUUUUUCUUUUUUAAUUGAGAGGAUCAUUCUGAAUAAGCCUCCAUGACCCUUCCUUGGAGGUCUCCAUAGGAAGGACAGAAACUGGCACUGAUGGUAAUUAAAACGAGAGAAAACACUAGCACAUCUCCUGGCACAGGUCUUAUCAACGUGUUUAUGUUGAAUUUCCUUUUCAUGCAUCCAAGGAAGGCCAUGUUGUCCAUACGUGCUCAGUGCUCAGGAUUGUGUUAAUAUGCUGAAACUAAAUACAGAUGACUUUUUACUAUUGUAAAAUAUUUUCUGCUUUUUGACUUGCAUUUGAGAGUUUCUUGUUUCAGUAAAAAAAGAAAAGGAAAAAAAAUCAGCUUUUUGAAAGUAAUUUAAGUGUACCUUUAUUUUUUCCUUCACUUCCCCCUACUUCCACCCAUUGGGCAACAGCAAAGAAAGCCCAGCAAGGUAAUUUAUGGUCAAACUGAUGUCAAUUGGUUCUUGAAUCUGAGUCCGUUCAAUUUCGCCAAAGUGCUGAAACAAGAAAUGUCUUUUUAUCAUCAAGGACACCGUGCUGAAACAAGAAAUGUCUUUUUAUCAUCAAGGACACCAGGGCAGAUUUUUUUAUGUAAAAGAAAGAUAAUUGGACCCUGGGAAAUGUAUGCAUUUGUAAAAUUGCUGUUGAUCCAAAUACUCUCCAAGCCAUGUAAUCCAUUAAUUUGUGGGCAGUUUAAUAAGUCUGAAACUUUUUGUGUUUUUUUUCAUUGUAUCUGAGUUAACUGUUCUUUUUUUAUGAUAUAUUUCUUGUAUAAUAUUUUGUAAAGCCCUCACCUAGUUCUUUUAUGGGGACUUUUCUUUUGGGGCAAUUCCAGUGUAUUUAUGUGAAACUUUAUAAGAGAACUAAUUUUUCCAUUUGCAUAUUAAUAUGUUCCUCCACACAUGUAAAGACACAGUGGCUCCGUGUGUUAUAAAACAGCUGUAUUUUAUGUAUGCUUUACUGGUAAGUGUGCCAAUAAUAAACUGUGUU